Molecule: messenger RNA, 1546 nt
Organism: Xenopus tropicalis (tropical clawed frog)
Lineage: Eukaryota; Metazoa; Chordata; Amphibia; Anura; Pipidae
Exons: 1
Coding region: 417-1529 (370 amino acids)
Molecular function (GO): zinc ion binding; nucleic acid binding
Source: RefSeq, a predicted model, not a curated record
CGACAAUCUUGAGAGAAGUCUCUUGCUUACUGAACAAGAGCUAGCGGGGUCAGAUAUUAUGGGCGGAGGGGAGAAAUGAAAGGAUGAUAGGGCAGUAAGCUGGGUGACAGUUAGACAAUCUAGUGUGGGGAAAAGGAAAAGGGAGGUGUAAUGUAUUUGAGUGUUAUUUCACAUACGUGCCACUAGGUGGCAAUACCGUGGUGUGAUGUAUGUCUCAUGCGCACCGCAAGUAAUAAAGCAGAAGGGAAAUACCCUGUUCACUCUCCAUGCUCUGACUGUUUUCAUGCUAGUUAUUGUGCACCUAAAAACAAGUAUAUAGUUAACAUAACUGUGCAUAUUGAUGCCGACAUAACAUAAAUUGGCGACGAGGGAAACGUGCCCACGGUCAAUAUCUAGUUGUCAAGCCAGAAGUAAGGAUGGCUACGAUCAUUGGACAGAUUGAUACCUUCGACGAGGCGAGAGAGCAAUGGACCACGUAUGUAGAACGCUUUGAACACUUCGUGAAAGCAAAUGACAUUGACGAGGGAAAAACAGUGUCGGUUUUCCUCAGCGUAAUGGGAGCAUCCACUUAUGGACUCUUACGUAGCCUUAUUGCACCAGUUAAGCCCGGCACUAUGUCAUAUGGAGACAUUGUGAACACACUGCAAGCGCAUUUCAGUCCCAGGCCUAUUGUGAUUGCUGAGAGGUUCAAGUUUCACAAACGAAAUCAGGCGGAGGGGGAAAGUGUUGCACAGUAUGUGGCUGUAUUAAAGAAACUGGCGGAGCACUGUGAAUUUGGUGACAAUUUAAACGAUGCAUUAAGAGACAGAGUGGUGUGUGGCCUGUGCAGCGAGUCAAUACAGCGGAAGCUUUUGACUGAAUCGGCGCUCACGUACCAAAAGGCCGUGGACAUAGCAAUGUCAAUGGAGGCUGUAUCGAGGGAAUCACAGCAUUUAAGUAACUCAGUGAAAGUAAAUGCCAUGUCUUUUGCAUCAGAAUCGCCAAAGGCAAAAUGUUUUAGAUGCGGAAAGUCUAACCAUACCCAAAAUGAAUGUUUUUACAAAGACCAACUGUGUCACAAUUGUGGAAAGAAGGGCCACAUCGCUCGGUCAUGUAAAGGUGCAAAGACAGAGGUGAAAAUACCGAGAGUUUUCGGAAAAGGAAACUAUGUAAAAAGUAAGGGAAUGGCAAAGAAAAAAACAAUUCACAAAAUGGGCACUGAGACGGAAAGGCUGAAUGAAGAGACAAGUUCGGAUACUGAGUCUGAACUGACACUACACAACGUUACCGCAACAUCGCAAAACCCUGCACCAGGGAACAUAAUGAAAAGGGAAAAUGAGGAAGGGACAGCGGUAAUAAAAAUACAACCAAAAAUUGAGGGGUUACGAGUAGAGAUGGAAGUCGACACAGGAGCGGCAGUUUCUAUUAUCUCAGGGGAACUGUAUAGAGAUAAAUUAAGUCACAUUCGUCUGCGCCAUACAAACGUUGUUCUCAAGACAUACACUGGCGAAGUAAUCCGGCCAGAAGGAGUCAUCAAGGUGUGCGUUUAGCUAAACAAACAACGUGC